UACGUUACAGCAUAACGUUGUUUUAUUUUACUUUGAUUCGUCUGCAACUGACGUGCAACUAUCAACGUGUAUCUAAUAUUCUUAUUUCCAGCACAUAAAUAGUUUAAUAACUAUCAACAUAAAAAUCCAACUGAAAUAAAAUGAAGACAUCUUUAGUUAUUUCAAUCACGUUUUUAGCAGUUUUUAUUAUAUCAGAAAAAUCAUUAAGAACAAAACUAGAGUUUAAAGAAAGAUCUGAAUUAUUAGAAACUUCUGAAAUAGCUCGGAAAAUCUUUAAGAUAAGCUUAGAAAAGAAAAGUAACUUAUGUGUAGCAGUCGAUGUUGAUACUGCUGACAAACUUUUAGAUAUUACUGAAAAAGUAGCACCACACAUUUGUAUUUUAAAAACUCAUAUUGACGCCAUUAAUGGUGUCACAGAUACUACUAUUAAUGAUUUACAACUCUUAGCCAAACAGUACAACUUUCUUAUAAUGGAAGAUAGGAAAAUGGCAGAUAUUGGUAAUACUGUUAAAUUACAAUAAAAAAAAAUAGUACAUUGGGCAGAUCUAAUAACAGUACAUAGUGUUUCUGGUGGGAUGAUGUUAAAAGGCAUUCAAGAGGUGAUAAAUGAAAACGCAGACUCAUUAGGUAGCCGGGGUGUGUUUAUUGUUGCAGAAUUAAGUUGCAAGGGAAAUUUAAUAUCGGAACAAUACAUCAAAGAGACUGUGAAGAUAGCUGAAGAGUAUAAAGACAUAGUGGCUGGUCUAGUGUGCCAGUCGCAUGAUAUUAUUUCAUCGCCUAGCCUACUUCAACUUACACCAGGUGUUAAUAUUAAAAAUGCCAAUGAUAAUCUCGGCCAACAAUAUCAAACUCCUAGUGAUAUUAUUUUAACCAAAGGAGCUGAUAUUGCAGUAGUAGGUAGAGCAAUUUAUCAAGAUGACGAUCCUGCUGAAGCAGCUAAAAUAUACAAGGAGUCGUUGUGGAAUACUUAUUUAGAACGUGUAUCGAAUUCUUGAUUAUACUCGAGAAUAAUUAAUAUGCCAAGCAUAUAAUUAAUAGAUAUCAUUAAUUUGGUUUAUUUUUCAUAAAUGUAUACAGCUUUAUUCGCUACCUUUAUUUUUACUAUUCUAUA
This is a messenger RNA of Acyrthosiphon pisum (pea aphid), 1111 nucleotides long. Its product is annotated as uridine 5'-monophosphate synthase-like. Gene Ontology annotation, biological process: 'de novo' UMP biosynthetic process; 'de novo' pyrimidine nucleobase biosynthetic process. Gene Ontology annotation, molecular function: orotate phosphoribosyltransferase activity; orotidine-5'-phosphate decarboxylase activity. The record is from RefSeq and is a predicted model, not a curated record. Lineage: Eukaryota; Metazoa; Arthropoda; Insecta; Hemiptera; Aphididae.